GUGACGUCGGCUGACUUGUCGAGGACGGUCGAGGUAGAAGAGACGAAUAUCAAUGAAAACUGAUGAAAACAAAACUGGGAAAGAUGUGCGGUCAUAACGCGACGUUGUUUAUUGUGCUCUCGUUAUUUCUGAUACUGUUCUGCGACACGACGUCAUCGGAAUGCAUGCAGCUGGCUUCCUGCAUGUGCUCGUUACCGGACGGCCAUUAUUACAAUUUGACCAGUCUUGCUGAUGCAGAACCACUUUUUGAUAACAGGAAUAAUUGGACAGUAUAUUUUCAUCCAUGUACAAAUCGACCAAUAGUAAUAGGCAAUGAUACCAAAACAUGUGGUGGAAAUGGAGUAUCGCUAUGUAUGAAGAAUAACACAGAAGUAUUAAAUAUGGGCACAGUACAAGAAACACACAUGAAAUUGACUGAAAACAAUGUUUUAUUGUUUGAAAUACAUCAUAAUAACACUAAGUCGACGAUAAUUAUUUUCUGUAACAGAGUGGACAACAAAACAAGUUUCACAUUGGAUACUCCGAUUCCAGACCCUAAAAAUUUUUCUUUUAGACUGAUGUCACCAUAUGGGUGUGCGAUACAACCAGAAAGGGGAUUAUCAACAGGCUCUGUCUUGGUGAUUUUAUUCUUUAUCAGCGUUGGGGUAUACUUCAUUGGUGGUAUUAUUGUGCUGAAAGCAUUGAGAGGAGCGACGGGCUGGGAAAUGAUACCUAAUCAUGAUUUCUGGUGCAAGCUUCCUUCGUUAGUCAGAGAUGGUGUUGUCUUCACUUUCAACUGUUGUCGAGCGGACAGCUACGAAAGAAUAUAAUAUAAUGUAUAAUGAGAAUCUUUUUGUUAAACCAGUUCGAUAUUUAUUAAGUGCGCGAACUUUGUUCCAGUUUAAUGUAUUAUAAAUAGUCCAUUUGUAUUUCAAAUACUUUUUCUAUCCUCACUUUUGUUUUUAAUGCUGUAAGACUUUGUAUAAUUUAUCUAGCAGAGUUUAUAUAAUAUUUAGUUAUAUUUUUUCGUUGUGUGUAUUAAUUUUGUAAAUUACUUGAAAUUAAUUUACUUAUGUUGUACCGUUAACGUAUAUUUGUUUCUUUCAUUAUUUGUUUAUGUUAAAAAAUGUACAUACAUUGCAAGUUGUGAUAUUCCAUUGCGCUGUUUCACGUGCCAAUGUUAAUUUUUUUUACCAGACAGACAUUUUAAUUUAAUUUACAAGAUUAAUUUACUUGUGUAUAACUGCAAGCUGUAUAAUGAACACCUGAAAACCGAGAAAACUAUGUACCAAAGUAUUGUUGAUUCUUUCGAACGUUGUGUGAAUAUGCUUGUUUCAAAGUACAAUCUGUAUAACGACAAACCACAGUAAAGACGAUCGUGAAUCGUAUAAGCUAAUAUAAACAAUGUAUGUUUGUAGGAUAAUAUAAUUUGACACUACAAGGGCCUAAAUGCUAAAAUCGGCCAUUCUCUUACGGAUAUGCAUUUUUCUCCAGAAAUAUAUUUUUUUAUAAAACUUUACUUUUUAAGGUUAGCGAAGCCACAUGAGAUUAGCUUUUUCUACAAUUAGAGUAGAAAGCUCUCUUGCCUCUUUUAUACAGCGAACUGUUCGUUUAUACGUAAGCGGUUAGGUCCUUGUACAGUCAAUAAUGGCGGAAAUGGUGAUUUGAUAAUGUGAUGUUUUAUUAACAAAGUCUCUCAAUAAUACAAAAAUAUAAAUACCUA
Messenger RNA from Monomorium pharaonis (pharaoh ant), 1702 nucleotides. Its product is annotated as cation-dependent mannose-6-phosphate receptor. Gene Ontology annotation, cellular component: trans-Golgi network. Lineage: Eukaryota; Metazoa; Arthropoda; Insecta; Hymenoptera; Formicidae. The transcript has 5 exons. The record is from RefSeq and is a predicted model, not a curated record. The coding region runs from base 63 to 809 and encodes 248 amino acids.